This is a messenger RNA of Xenopus laevis (African clawed frog), 849 nucleotides long. RefSeq names its product vomeronasal type-2 receptor 26-like. NCBI's taxonomy places the organism in Eukaryota, Metazoa, Chordata, Amphibia, Anura, Pipidae. The record is from RefSeq and is a predicted model, not a curated record. The coding region runs from base 1 to 849 and encodes 282 amino acids. The transcript has a single exon.
AUGUGUAUUGAGAAGCAAACUGAGUUCCUCUCAUAUGAAGGUGAUUCCCUAACUCUGGUCUUUAUUGUCCUCUCUGUUGUGUCUCUUUUAUUAGUGACAGUUAUAAUAGGAAUGUUUAUUUCAUUCCGAGACACUCCCUUAGUGAAGGCCAACAAUCGCAAUCUGAGCUUUAUUCUCCUUUUCUCCAUCAAUCUGAGCAUCCUCUCUGUGUUUUUGUUCCUUGGUCGCCCAUCUGAUAUAACCUGCAUCCUCCGACAAACCUCUUUUGGGAUCAGUUUCUCCAUAGCUAUAUCUUCUGUCCUGGCAAAAACAAUUAUGGUUUGUAUUGCUUUCAAAGCCUCCAAGCCUAAUAGUCCUUGGAGAAAAUGGCUGGGAGUCAAAAUCACAUAUUUUAUAGUCAUUAUUUGUUCAUUCAUUCAGUUUCUAAUUAGUACUAUCUGGCUGAUCAUUUCUCCUCCAUUCAUGGAGCUCAACAUUCUGUCUGAACCUGGAAAAAUCAUCAUUCAGUGCAAUGAGGGCUCUGUCAUUGCCUUCUAUAUUGUCCUCUCCUACAUGGGAUUGUUGGCAUCUGUGAGUUUCAUUGUAGCUUUCUUGGCUCGGACAUUACCGGACAGUUUUAAUGAGGCCAAGUACAUCACUUUCAGCAUGUUGCUCUUCUGCAGUGUUUGGAUCACAAUGAUCCCGGCCUAUCUGAGCACCAAAGGCAAAUACAUGGUGGCAGUGGAAAUAUUUGCCAUUAUCUCUUCAAGCUGUGGCCUUCUCUUCUGUAUAUUUCUACCCAAAUGUUACAUUAUUAUAUUUAAGCCAAAUAGGAAUACAAAGCAAUAUUUACUGGGGAAUAAUAAAUAG